Messenger RNA from Neopsephotus bourkii (Bourke's parrot), 3499 nucleotides. It is a transcript of the gene GINS4, whose product is annotated as GINS complex subunit 4. Gene Ontology annotation, biological process: DNA-templated DNA replication; double-strand break repair via break-induced replication. Gene Ontology annotation, cellular component: GINS complex. NCBI's taxonomy places the organism in Eukaryota, Metazoa, Chordata, Aves, Psittaciformes, Psittacidae. The coding region runs from base 45 to 713 and encodes 222 amino acids. The transcript has 7 exons. The record is from RefSeq and is a predicted model, not a curated record.
CCUGCGCGGAGCGGCCGCAUCGAGUGGCGGGAGGCUGCGGGGCCAUGGCGGCCGCGGGCGCUGAGGGGCCGGACUCGGACGGCGGCGGCGAGGAGCUGGAGCUCACCCCAGCGCAGCUCAUCCGCACCUUGGAGCAGGCCUGGCUGAACGAGAAGUUCGCUCCGGAGCUGCUGGAGAGCAAACCGGAGAUCAUCGAGUGCGUUGUGGAGCAGCUGGACCAUAUGGAGGCAAACCUGAAACGGGCAAAGGGAGGAGACUUGAAGGUGAGCGUUCAUCGGAUGGAGAUUGAACGGAUCCGCUAUGUGCUCAGCAGCUACUUGCGGUGUAGGCUGGUGAAGAUAGAGAAGUUUUUCCCCCAUGUCUUGGAGAAGGAGAAGUCUCGAGCCGAAGGGGAGCCUUCCAUUCUGUCACCAGAGGAAUUUGCUUUUGCUAAAGAGUACAUGGCAAACACAGAGACCUAUCUGAAAAACGUGGGCCUCAGACACAUGCCACCCAACCUGCAAAAGGUGGCUCUGCUAAAAUCAGUUCCAAAGCCCAACCUGGACUCCUUCGUGUUCCUGCGGGUGCUGGAGCGGCAGGAGAACAUCCUAGUCGAGCCGGAGAUGGAUGAGCAGAGGGAUUACACCAUUGACCUGGAGGAGGGCUCCCAGCAUCUCAUCCGCUACAAGGUCGUUGCCCCACUGGUGGCCUCAGGAGCAGUGCAGCUCAUCUGAGGGUAAGUGUGAGGCCAGGAUUAGGGUGGGCCGUGGGUCUUCCCAUCCACAUUCCCUUUGGAUGUGGCAUGUUGGGGCAGGACAGCAGCAGUGUUGGAAGGGGUACCCUCCACAGCAUGCAAAUAAAGCAGCAGGACAUCUUCCUCUCUGCUGCUGCUGAUUGCCCCCACAGCUCAUCAAUCUCCUGAUGGCUUGUGACAUGCCUGCGGUACAACCAGGCUCCUGAGCGAGGGCAGCCUGUGUCACAGCACUCCUUCCAAGGAGGCUUUGCCACCAUCCCCUUGAGAGUCCCAGGGGAGGGCUGAGUGUUACUGCUGCCUCUCCAGACCCCAGGCUGGUUUGGCAGCAGAUGUGGACAGAGUGAAUACAGCCUUUGUAAAUAGCAGGGUGCUCUCUUUUAAACCCUCAGCUGUAUGUUCAUCCCUGCUCCAGUUUAUCACUGUUCUUUAAGUGAGGCUAGCCAGUGACCGAAUAGUGUGGCAACCAGCUGUGUAAAUGAUGCCUUCCCCCAUCUGCUUUGAUCUUGUCACAGGGUCUGUGCAACCCUGGCUGUUUUGCAACUGGCUGAUUGCUCUGAGGUGAACCAGAGGCAGGGUGGAGGGGGGAUUCCUCUGAACCAUCCUUGACACAUGAUGUAUUGAGCAAAAAACCACCACAUGUAAAGAUAUUUGCUGGCAGAGCAGAUCUUGGUUAUUGCAGAAGGAGCAGGAGGGAUUGGGAACACGGUAAGGAUGGAAACUGCAGCUCAGAGCAAAGGGAACAUCAUGGGAGAGCCAAGGGUUGGGUGCUUGCACCACUUACCUGCAGUGAGAAGGGAGAGUGAAGAGUUUAUCAGCUGGGAGAUGCCCAUGAGCUUAGGAAUUAAGGUUUUUUCCCUUGAAGCAUUGUUAUGCAGCCAAACAGCAUGCCUGUGCUUCCUUGGAAAGGCCCUGCCUUCGGGGAAGGGAGGCUGCAUGAGCUCUGUUCUGCCCAUGCAAUCCCAGUGUGGAUACAGUUGUGUCUAAUGUGGCCAGAGAGGAGCUUUUCCCUGGCAUUUUGACAAUAACCAGCCCUUGCCAUGGCAGUAUCUGAUGUUUGCCUCCAGAGCAGGCGUGGGUUUGGAAUUGCUGCCUGGCCCUUGUGCUUGUAAUGGCAUUCCUUGCCCUGGGCCGAGGAGUGAGCACCUCUUGAUCACAUUGUGAAUGAUGCAGUCACAAUCAAAGCAGCAUUUGCAGGUUUGUCACAAACCUCUUCCUAACCAGAGCAGCUGGUUCACGUUUGGGCUGCUUGUGCCAGAGCCACGGGGUCUUUGUAUUGCCCAUGUAAAGGUUGGUGGUUGCAUCUGUGGUCCUACUGCACGUGCAGACUUUGCACAAAGCCAGAGCACAGAGAGCGUUUGGGGGGGAUCAUGAGGCCCUGAUGCUUUUCCAGCCUUUUCCAACCUGCUGCUUUGGGCUGGCUUACUUCUGGGAGGUUGCACCAUUAUUGUAGCUAAUCCUUAGCUCAGGGCUGCCUUGGUCAAUGAACUCCAGACAGCGUGGUCUGUGUGAUCAGCAGCUGAGGGCUGUGGAAGAGCUCUGAGGAGCUCUGAAGCUUAUGAUGCCCUCAUAUUGUUCAGAAAGAUACUGGAGGAGGCUGGCAGAGCUUUCCCAGAAUGGUCUCUUGCUGCAGCAUGAGAUUAUCAGUCUCUUUUAUGUCACCUCCUCUGCUUUGUAUGUUAUUUGUGCUGCUUCCUAUCAGACCAGUGCUCUGUAGUUGAGCAUUCAGCUCUCUGUGCAGGGGCACUUGGAUCAAUAGCACAAACACAAAGCUUCAUUUUGAAGCUUGUUUAAGAUCGGUGGUGGCCAGUUUCACUAAAACAGCAAGUGUCAUCAUGGGCUCAGGAGAAAGCAGCUUUCUGCUGUGUGUGAUGGAGUGAGGGCUUCCACUACAGCUUCUCAUUGCUAUUGAAAUCUCUUCUGCUCAAACAGUUGUUGGAGCAAGGGGGAAGCAGUUCUUUUGAGCUGGUUACGCAGAGGAAAAGCUCCUCUUGACCUGUUGCAUGCCUGUUGUAGUUGGAGGUGAAGCCAGCUCCUCCUUUGAGGCAGUGUCUUCCCUGCAUGGUGGCUUGUGAGGAGCAGCCCGAUGCUGCUCUGCCAGGCAGGGGGUGACACUCCAUCUCGUUCGUGUGUGUGGUUUAUAGUGCUCCUAAUGAAUCCAUUUAGGUAAAGAGGAUUCUUGUAAGUAUAGACAUUAAGGGGAGGCUGGGUUUAAUCCUGAGGAAUCAGUAGGACAGUCCCUGAGGAAGGACUGCAGGUCCUGUGCGUGUCUGCAGCUCUGCAGAGGUGAUUGAAGCUCCCAGCCAAAGUCAUCACUAAUCCCCUGCUGCAGGAGAGCUGUGAGGACAGUGUCUGGUGGCAUGGCUGGGGGACUUUCUCCUUGGCCCUAUUAAACUUGAUUGAAUGAUAGUCCACACCACUGGUACCUGCCCCUCUGCUGCGUCUCCUGUGGCUACAGCCAGUAGGAGUGGAAAAGGCACUUGUGCCCUUCUAGGAGCUGAAUCUCAACUGGAUCUGCUGGUUUCCAGGGUGCUGUCAGUACAGCUCCUCCCUGGAGCCCCUUGGCUGGCACAUGUUAUUGCUGUCACAGCCUGUGCAGGGGUUUGAGGAUGGCCAUGAGGCUGGAAUCAGUCAAGUUCACAGUGAGAUUCUCUUGUGGCGUACCCAAGAAUGCUGCUGUCUGCUUUUUGUGUCCUUCCAUGAUGAAAACCGGGACACUUGCGUGGCUGGAUGCUACCUUACAGUGCUUCUGUAUGUGCUGGGAGAAGU